UUGGGAGUAAUGCACUGGCUUUCCCUGGUUGCCAUGGUGAUUGCCUCGGCCCUCCCCUUCCCUCGCAGUCCUGCCCCUAGACCCAUUACUGCAACAACAGAGACUGGCAGAAGUCUUUACAACCACACGGAUAACAAUAGCAGCUACAACGGUUUAUCAAAUACAAGCAUGAGCUCAAUUACUCACACUAGGAAUGGCAAGAGGAAUUAUCCUGGUAAAUCCUCUGUGGACAACAUCACCAAAAGUAAUGAAAGCCUGAAAAACCCUAAACAAGAGACUUUCAGUCUGACUACUGUUAGCAACGAAACAGGUAAGCAAUCCCUGAGCAAUACAGUAGAGAAUUUUCAGCUGCAAAAUGACCACAGCCGAAUGGACUACAAUUUACCUUUAUUUUAUGACCUAAAGGACUACAAUUCCCUGGACAAUAAAAAUCAGGAGAAAUUGCAAAGGAAACAAAGUCAGGAAGGUACACAAGGGGAUAAAACACUUCAAAAUACUGCCACUGACACUACUGGAAGAACCCUGGCACCCACUGGCACUGAAGACUACAAAUCACAAGGUAACCAGAGCCAGGGAAACUACAUUUCGUUCAAUAAUCAACCACCAGGGGACUACAAAUCUCAGAAUAUUAUCACACAUGAAGGCAACCACGUAACUGGCACCACUCAGAGGGAAAAGAAUUAUUCCCCAAAAGCAAUAUUUAAAAACGACUAUAAAAUGCCAGAUAUUUCUGUUCGAAAGCGUUCUAAUCCAUAUGAAGGUGCUACAUCACUAAACCAAAUCCCCCAGGAUACUACCACUUCAGCAGGCUAUUAUGACAGCCCAGAAAGGGGUAUGGAGAUGGACAGUGGCGGAACCUGGGAGGGUAAACCAAGAGAAGCAGAGGAGAAUACAGAGACGCCAGGUGGAAAUUUGCUGGGAGAGGCAGAUCUUUUGUUUUUGGAUACACAUCCCAGAGUUCUGUUCUCCUCCUCUCCUUCCCCUCCAACCCACCCCCCUCACCUACUCAUGCUGGAGGCUGGAUUGCUGGCAGAGGAUGAAAGAGAGGGAGACGCGGAACGCGGAGCAGGCCCCAAAGCCAGGACCAAGCGCUCCCAUGUCUCCACAUCCAGGAGAGGGGAGAGGUCAGUGUGUGAAGCGGUCAGUCUCUGGGUGACAGAUAAGAAAACCGCCAUCGACUCCCACGGCAGGAACGUCACUGUACUGCCUGAGAUCCAGACCCUCACGGGCCCCCUCAAACAGUACUUUUACGAGACUCGGUGCAGGACAGCUGAGCACCGCGGGAUGGGUGGAGGAGGCACAGACAGGGCCUCAGGAGGCUCGGGGCUCCUGGGCGUGUCUGGAGGGGGCUGCUUGGGGGUCGAUAAGAGACAGUGGGUCAGUCAGUGUAAGGCCAAGCAGUCCUUCGUCAGGGCUUUGACGGCAGACGUCAACAAAAGGGUGGGCUGGAGGUGGAUUAGGAUCGACUCAUCCUGUGUGUGUGUGCUGCUAUCCCGAGUUACUAGGAACUAG
Messenger RNA from Megalops cyprinoides (Indo-Pacific tarpon), 1512 nucleotides. RefSeq lists its product as uncharacterized. NCBI's taxonomy places the organism in Eukaryota, Metazoa, Chordata, Actinopteri, Elopiformes, Megalopidae. The transcript is spliced from 2 exons. Gene Ontology annotation, biological process: nerve growth factor signaling pathway; positive regulation of peptidyl-serine phosphorylation; cell surface receptor protein tyrosine kinase signaling pathway. Gene Ontology annotation, molecular function: growth factor activity; nerve growth factor receptor binding. Bases 10 to 1512 code for a protein of 500 amino acids. The record is from RefSeq and is a predicted model, not a curated record.